AUGUCUCGCAUCAACAGCAUCAUCAGCGAAAGGGAAGUUCCACGUGUGGAAUUGGAGCGUGACGGCGCGAACGAUAUUCCGAUUCAUAAGAGAAGUGGAGGGGAUCGAGUCUGCGAGAUUACGAGCAACUCCUAUUCGGCCUUGGAUUCGGCCUUGAAUGGGCUGACGAGGCUCUCAGGGCUCAGUCCCGACUAUCACUGGUGGUGGAGAAGUUUCCUGACAAGUGGGAGUACUGCAUUUUACCUCUUCAUAUACCGUGUCCACUACUUCACCAAGCUGGACGUCAAAGAUUGGAUCUCCACUUUCCUGUACUUUGGAUACUCCUUCAUGUUUGUCUUUCUCUUCUUCCUUCUCACUGCGCUCGUUCUCCAGGCGAUAGAGAACACUUCAGUGUGCCGAUGA
Molecule: messenger RNA, 402 nt
Organism: Darwinula stevensoni
Lineage: Eukaryota; Metazoa; Arthropoda; Ostracoda; Podocopida; Darwinulidae
Source: the annotation of a GenBank genome assembly